UGGACACGUUGAGUCGAAGGGGGAACCCGAGACAACAGUUCACAGCUCACUUUUCCCGGGGAAGAGUUAGAAGUUAGCACGAAUCAUGGCGACCAUCAGCAGUCGUGGUGUUCGACUUGGAAACUCAAACCAAGGAAUGUCUUCAUUUACUUCUCCGGAGAAAGUGCGAGAGCUUCUCAGUGGAGGCGUUUCUUCCACGGACCAGACAUCUAUCAAUAGCAUACAAGGGAGCUUGACAUAUGUGGAACCCAGCACAACUCCGGCAACUUGUGUGGCAACCAACGAGGCUGCCUUUCUCUCCCGAGUGGAGUCCUUCUCCUGUUUGCGAUGGGCAGGUAAACCACGGGUCCUCUCCCCUCUAAAGUGUGCGCAAUAUGGCUGGAUCAACGUAGGCUGUGAUAUGCUUAAAUGCUCCAGCUGCCAGGCCUUUCUAUGUGCAUCUCUAUCACCGACUUUGGAUUUGGAAAAAUAUGAAUCCCGCAUUGCAGAAAUCUCCAGACAGUUGCAGUCACAGCAUGAAAAGUUCUGCCCUUGGCCCGACUUCCCAAGCCCUGAGCGGUUCUGGCUGGUCCCGGCGUCGGAGCCUACAGCGUUGCUUAGUUCCUUCUUGGCCCGCUUCCAGAGUGCCUGUCUCCUGGAGCAGCAGCUGCCGGCCAUGAAACCAGAGCUCCUAAAAUCAAUGUCUCUGACCGAGGAUGUGAUCAGCAUUCUACUGCAGCUUAUUGAGGGAGAGCAAAAGAAGCGGGGUCUGGCUCACUCGACCGACGCCCUGGCGAUCCAGGUGGCUGCCUGUAUUGUUUCUCUCUGUGGCUGGGCCGCUAGCCCAGCUCUGAAAGCCAUGAGUCUGCCCAUCCUCACCUGCUCCUUCUGCAUGCGCAAAGUGGGCUUGUGGAACUUUCACCAGAUGGAGGGAACAGUGACCGAGGACGAGGCGUUUUACAGCAGCCCCAGCCCAACCCCAACCCCUACCCAUGCACCGGGCCAACUGUUGGGUGCGGCAGUAGCUCAGGAGGGCCAGGGGGACCAGUCUGUCACCUCCUCCCCCGCCAGCACGCCAAGGCGCAUGGGGCUAAGGAGCCAGGACACCUCGCGCUCAGAUCAGGUUGAGAGCCCCCUGUCCGCCACACUGCUGCGAUCCCGCAGCAAGGACUCCCCAGGCCCCAACGAGGAGCCACAGAGUGCCUUACCCAAGGGCAAGAGGCAUGCGUCCGGUCGUGGGCGAGGAUCUGAAGGCACCGCCAGUCCCGUGAACACUCCAAAACGCGUCCGGCUCUCCUCAGCCGGUGGCCCUGACGGGCCUCUACAGAAGAAUGUAUUUGACCCACUGGCCCAACACAGAGACUGGUGCCCCUGGGUCAACGUGGUGAAGGAGGACACUAAUCGAGGAGCCAUCCCGCUGCUACAGGAAGACUCUGUGCUACAUCAGCAGGGCUGGAAGGCCGCGCUGGACCUCCUCAUACCAAUGAAGAAGAACUCCAACCCCUCAAAGGGCAGUCCCGCACAGUGUCCUCAAGACAAGUCUAAAAGGGUGUUCGCCAUAUUCCGUCAGUGGCAAGUAUCCACACCAUCUCAGUAACGCCAUGUCACCUUUAUACAUGUUCCAACACUCUUUUGCCCUUUUUCCACUUUGAGGUACAGAGUUUGUAGAGACUGAGGGGAGUGCUCCCUCACUCGAUUAAGUGUCAUAAGGCCAACUGAAGGGGGGUGGGGGGACCUGGUCAAGGGUUGGCUGGAGCAGACUCGGUUGGAGGGUUUUGUCGAAAGGAUUAUGUUUUCUGUGAACUUAGUGAAGUGUCUUAUUGUAGUGCAUGGAUGACGAGAGGGAUGUGAAAAGACUAUGUUGCACGAUAAUACGAGAGCGCAUCUGAUAAUACUUGGAACGGGCUCCAGUUUUCAUGUCAUGGAAUCUAUCCUUUACCUCGCAAUGACUCCUGCUCUGGUACAUCCAUCACGAGAUGUAUCCCAUUCUGGAUUUCUAUGAAAUGCUGAAAAAAAAAGCAUCCAUACUUGUGACCAAGUCAUCCUUUGGCUUCACACUGGAUUUAAAAAAUAUGUUUACCUUCGAUAAACCUCUUGAGCUCUUAAGGGUUAUCGUGAACAUACAUUGGGUGGAUUUCUUUGUUGUCUGUAGCCUGUUAACUUUACAGCUAAUGAUAAGACUAGUGAUCCUUUUUUUAAUUCUUGCAUAAAUGUUUUAGCCAGGUUGAACAAAUUAUGUGCCAGAAUAACCUAAACAUACUUGAAGGUUUUACUUUCAUUGUGUGUAAUGCUAUUGGGUCCUUCUGUAAUUUCCUCUCAUUGCGAAUGCAGUCUUUUUUCUUCUUUUUUUGUUUAACUAUGCAUGUACUUUCACCAGAUUUUCAAGGGUUUUAAUAAAAUGCAUUCGUACAAUUUUGAAA
Messenger RNA from Gadus morhua (Atlantic cod), 2399 nucleotides. RefSeq names its product zinc finger, C3HC-type containing 1 (gene zc3hc1). Gene Ontology annotation, molecular function: zinc ion binding. Gene Ontology annotation, cellular component: nucleus. The transcript is spliced from 10 exons. The record is from RefSeq and is a predicted model, not a curated record. NCBI's taxonomy places the organism in Eukaryota, Metazoa, Chordata, Actinopteri, Gadiformes, Gadidae. Bases 86 to 1576 code for a protein of 496 amino acids.